UUAAUAUAUCCCGGAACUAAGCAUCAACCGUGGAUGCUCUCACACGGACACGAUUCGCCGACGCACUCGCGCAACCUCACUCAGUUGAAAAUGGCUGUUACUCUUCACUCGGAUCUAGGAGACUUCAAGAUUGAAUUAUUUUGUGAACGUGCACCGAAGUCGUGCGAGAACUUCUUGGCUCUGUGUGCCAGUGGCUUCUACAAAGGUUGCAUCUUCCACCGCAACAUUAAAGGCUUUAUGGUGCAAACUGGAGACCCGACAGGCACUGGCAAAGGAGGGACGAGUAUUUGGGGACGCAAGUUUGAAGAUGAGUUCAGCGAGCAUUUAAAACAUAACGUUAGAGGCGUGGUCUCCAUGGCAAACAACGGUCCAAACACAAACGGCUCCCAGUUUUUCUUCACCUACGCCAAACAGCCACAUCUGGACAUGAAGUACACCGUGUUUGGAAAGAUCAUCGACGGCAUGGAAUCGCUGGAUGAGCUGGAGAAACUUCCUGUACACGAAAAGACGUUCCGGCCGUUGACGGAAAGUCGGAUUAAAGACGUAACGAUCCACGCCAACCCUUUUGCUGGGUAGAUUUGACCACAUGGAGAAACCAACAGGAAGAUAAUGUUCAGUUAGAAGUAAAUAAGCCGUUUUAUUUUCAUUUUUUAUUGAUAAACUGUACAAUUGAAAA
Molecule: messenger RNA, 676 nt
Organism: Nerophis ophidion (straightnose pipefish)
Lineage: Eukaryota; Metazoa; Chordata; Actinopteri; Syngnathiformes; Syngnathidae
Gene: ppil3
Product: peptidylprolyl isomerase (cyclophilin)-like 3
Exons: 6
Coding region: 34-576 (180 amino acids)
Biological process (GO): protein peptidyl-prolyl isomerization; protein folding
Cellular component (GO): catalytic step 2 spliceosome
Molecular function (GO): peptidyl-prolyl cis-trans isomerase activity
Source: RefSeq, a predicted model, not a curated record